CUCCAGACUCCGAGUCCUCAUGGAGUGCGGAGUCCAUGUCGGGUUUUGUGUGCGUCCCGCGCUCCGACGGCUCCCGCAGCCGGCAGCCUGCUCGCCACUGCACCGGCGCUGUUGACUGGAAGCCCCGCUCCGCGCUGCCUCCUCCAGCAAGUGUCUCAACGCUGCGAGCGGGACCUUCUCCAGAGGAGAAGCCGCCGCAGAAACUUGCCCGGUCUCGUUCGAGAGGAGCCAGGAGAGCCGCGUCGGAGGAUCGGUCUUCUCCCCCCCACCCCACCACCACCCCCCCCGCAAAAAAAAGAAGCCCCACUUGUUUUGCCCCUUUCACUCACUCUUGUCUCUCUCUCUCUCUCUCUCUCUCUUUGAUUUUUUUUAAUUUUGAUUUUGUUUGCCCCCAACCUCCGCUUCUCUCCUCUUCUUGCUCGCCGUCGCUGCUCCGGGAGCGAGGGCGCACAGAGGGGCCGGCCGAGGAGAGACGCGCAGCUCCGAGGCGCACGCGGCGUGGAUGAGUGGGGUCCGAGCGCACAGCAGCACCUCGGCCGACAUGGACGCGUGUGUCCGGUGCAGGGGAACGAGCGGGGGCCCCGCCGCCCGAUAGCCUGCCGCCGUCCCAGAGAAGGGGAGCAUGCCUCAGACCCGCAGAGCCACUCACGUCGCCGCAGAGGAGUUCCCAUCCGACUGUCCCUCCGCAAUCUGACUUUCUAAUUUUUAUAUAUAUAUGUAUAUAUAUAUACAAUCCACAUUCCCUCCCCACGCUGACGACAGUUGUUUUGUUUGUAUCCUCGGCUGGCUUCGCUGCUUUUCAAGAAAGGUGAGAGGAUCAAUGAUGAGCAUCGCUGAGAACGUUUGGCUUGGACUUUUUUAAUCAGAAGCUUUUCCUCACAACACAAACCUUCCACAAACCAUCAACACCAGGCGCCAUGGCAUGCUCCUUGUGGAAACUACACACCUUCUGCUGGUUUCUCAUCACACUAGCCCAAGUGCACUCCACAGAGGGGUUUAGUCGAGCUGCCCUGCCAUUUGGCUUAGUGCGGAGAGAGCUGUCUUGUGAGGGUUACCCCAUCGAUCUGCGGUGUCCAGGAAGUGAUGUCAUAAUGAUCGAAAGUGCCAACUAUGGCCGAACAGAUGACAAGAUCUGCGACGCUGACCCUUUCCAGAUGGAGAACAUCAACUGCUAUCUUCCAGAUGCCUACAAAAUAAUGUCGCAAAGAUGCAACAAUCGGACCCAGUGCAUCGUGAUCACGGGUUCAGAUGUCUUCCCCGACCCAUGCCCAGGGACCUACAAAUACCUGGAGGUCCAGUAUGAGUGUGUGCCCUACAAAGUGGAGCAAAAAGUUUUUCUUUGUCCUGGGACUCUGAAAGCUGUCGGUGAUCCUUCCUUUUUAUUUGAAGCGGAGCAACAAGCUGGUGCCUGGUGCAAAGACCCACUGCAAGCCGGCGACAAAAUCUACUUCAUGCCUUGGACUCCUUACAGGACAGACACUCUCAUUGAGUAUUCCUCCCUGGAUGACUUCCAAAACGCCAGACAAACCAUCACCUACAAGCUGCCCCACCGGGUGGAUGGGACUGGAUUUGUGGUCUAUGACGGGGCUGUGUUUUUCAACAAGGAACGUACGCGCAACAUAGUGAAGUUUGACCUGCGAACUCGUAUCAAAAGUGGCGAGGCGAUCAUCAACAAUGCAAACUACCACGACACGUCGCCCUACAAGUGGGGUGGUAAAACGGACAUUGAUCUGGCGGUUGAUGAGAACGGGCUGUGGGUGAUCUAUGCCACAGAGCAGAACAAUGGCAUGAUGGUGAUCAGCCAGUUGAACCCCUACACCCUACGUUUUGAAGCUACCUGGGACACGGCCUAUGACAAACGCUCCGCCUCCAAUGCCUUCAUGGUUUGCGGAGUACUGUAUGUGGUCCGCUCCACCUAUGAAGACAAUGAAAGCGAGGUCAGCAAGAGCCUGAUCGACUACAUUUACAAUACAAAACAGAACCGUGGGGAAUACGUUGACAUCCACUUUCCAAACCAGUACCAGUACAUUGCAGCUGUGGAUUAUAAUCCGCGAGAUAACCAGCUCUAUGUGUGGAAUAAUUUUUACAUCCUGAGGUACAAUCUGGAGUUUGGCCCACCUGAUCCAGCACACGCUCCGCCGCUGUCAGAAGUCACCACGUCCGCUCAGCCUCCGAGAACUACAACCACCACCACCACAACCACGGCGCACCGGGGUGUGGCCAACGCCACUGCCACAACAGGGCUGAAGGAGGGCAGCAGGGGAGCGCCCAGGCCGCCUCCUGGGAUUCCACAGACUACUUCCCCUCCACCCCUGGAGUCCUUCCCGCUGCCGGAGCGCUUCUGCGAAGCCACCGAGAAAAGAGACAUAACAUGGCCUCAGACCCAGAGGGGCAUGCUGGUGGAGCGACCGUGCCCCAAGGGAACCCGAGGCACAGCCUCUUAUUUAUGUGUCCUCUCCACUGGGGCCUGGCACCCGAAGGGCCCUGAUCUCAGCAACUGUACCUCCCACUGGGUCAACCAAGUCGCCCAGAAGAUUCGCAGCGGCGAGAACGCAGCUAACUUGGCAAACGAGUUGGCCAAGCACACCAAAGGCCCCAUCUUCGCCGGGGACGUCAGCUCCUCCGUGCGCCUGAUGGAGCAGCUGGUGGACAUCCUGGAUGCUCAGCUGCAGGAGCUCAGGCCCAGCGAGAAGGAUUCUGCAGGGCGGAGUUUCAACAAGCUUCAAAAACGAGAAAGGACAUGCAGGGCGUACAUGAAGGCCAUUGUGGACACAGUAGAUAACCUUCUGCGACCGGAGGCCUUGAAGUCCUGGCAAGACAUGAACAGCACGGAACAAACGCACGCAGCCACCAUGUUACUGGACACCCUGGAGGAAGGGGCCUUCGUCCUUGCCGACAACCUCAUGGAACCCGCCUUUGUCAAAGUUCCUGCAGACAAUAUAAUCCUGGAUGUGUAUGUACUCAGCACAGAUGGCCAGGUUCAGGAUUUUAAAUUUCCGCAAUCCAGCAAGGGUGGGAUCUCCAUCCAGCUCUCCGCCAACACGGUCAAGCUCAACAGCAGGAAUGGAGUUGCCAAGCUGGUUUUCGUCCUCUACAAAAACCUGGGCCAGUUCCUCAGCACGGAGAACGCCACCAUAAAGAUGGCCAACGAGGCUUACGGCCGCAACGUAUCGGUGGCCGUCAACUCGGACAUCAUCGCCGCCUCAAUCAACAAAGAGUCCAGCCGUGUAUUCAUCAACGACCCGGUGAUUUUCACCCUGGAGCACAUUGACAUGGAGCACUACUUCAACUCCAAUUGCUCCUUCUGGAAUUACUCUGAGAGGAGUAUGAUGGGCUACUGGUCCACCCAAGGCUGCAAACUCCUGGAUUCCAACAAAACACACACCACCUGCUCCUGCAGUCAUCUCACCAACUUCGCCAUCCUCAUGGCGCACCGUGAAAUCUCGGUCACUGACCGAGUCCAUGAGCUGCUUCUCACCGUCAUCACUCGCGUUGGGAUCGUGGUGUCGCUCGUCUGCCUCACCAUCAGCAUCUUCACCUUCUGCUUCUUCCGGGGCCUGCAGAGCGAUCGCAACACCAUCCACAAGAACCUGUGUAUUAAUCUGUUCAUCGCUGAGUUAAUAUUCCUAAUUGGUAUCGAUAUGACGGAACCCAGGAUUGGAUGCGCCAUCAUUGCGGGGAUCCUUCAUUUCUUCUUCCUGGCCUCCUUCUCCUGGAUGUGCCUCGAGGGGGUCCAGCUGUACCUCAUGCUCGUGGAGGUCUUUGAGAGUGAAUACUCGCGGAAGAAGUACUACUAUGUGUCCGGUUACCUCUUCCCCGCCAUCGUGGUCGGCGUCUCCGCAGCUAUCGACUACCGGAGCUACGGGACCAAGAAAGCGUGCUGGCUAAGUGUGGAUAAUCAUUUCAUAUGGAGUUUUAUAGGACCUGUCACCUUUAUCAUCAUGCUCAAUCUCAUCUUCCUGGUCAUCACAAUGUACAAAAUGGUGAAGCACUCUACCACCCUGAAACCAGACUCUAGCCGACUGGAGAAUAUAAAAUCAUGGGUCAUGGGUGCUUUCGCCCUGCUGUUUCUCCUGGGUCUGACGUGGUCCUUCGGCCUGUUCUUCAUCAACGAGGCCUCGAUUGUCAUGGCGUACCUCUUCACCAUAUUCAACACCUUCCAAGGAAUGUUUAUCUUCAUCUUCCAUUGCCUUCUCCAGAAAAAAGUCCGCAAAGAGUACAGCAAGUGCUUCCGCCACACGUACUGCUGCGGCGGGCUGCCGGCCGAGAGCUCGCACGGUUCCGCCAAGACUUCCACCACACGGACCAGCGCACGCUACUCCUCUGGUACACAGAGUCGUAUCAGGAGAAUGUGGAAUGACACCGUAAGAAAGCAAUCCGAGUCCUCCUUUAUCUCAGGUGACAUCAACAGCACCUCCACCCUUAACCAAGGAAUGACCGGGAAUUAUCUACUAACAAAUCCUCUUCUGCGACCACAAGGCACUAACAACCCUUAUAACACCUUGCUGGCUGAGACAGUCGUGUGUAACACCCCCACGGCUCCAGUGUUUAACUCGCCAGUGACCUACAGAGAGACAAGGCACUCACUGAGCAAUGCGGUGAGGGAUACAAGUGCAAUGGAUACUCUACCGCUAAAUGGUAACUUUAAUAAUAGCUACUCGCUCCGCAAUGGGGACUUUGGCGACAGUGUGCAGGUAGUAGACUGCGGCCUCAGUCUGGACGAUGCUGCCUUCGAGAAAAUGAUCAUCUCCGAGCUCGUACACAACAACCUGCGUGCCUGUAACAAAAGCCACCGACAGCAACAGCAGCAGCACCCCAGUUUACAUCACCCGCCCCACCAGCAGCCUCCGCAGUACCACCAUCACCACCACGUGGAGCGGGCUCCGCCCAGGGUGACGGUGAUAGGCGGCAGCAGCAGCGAAGACGACGCCAUCGUAGCAGAUGCUUCGUCUUUGGUGCACAUGAGUGACACGGUGGGCCUCAAGCUGCACCAUCAGCAGGCGCUGGAGGCGCCGCUGAUCCCCCAGCGGACUCACUCCCUUCUGUACGCACCCCAGAAGAAGGUGAGGACCGAUGGGGGAGUUGACACCUUUGUCAGCCAGCUGACACCCACCAACGCUGACGACAGUCUGCAGUCCCCAAACAGAGACUCCUUGUACACUAGUAUGCCUAAUCUUAAGGACUCGCCAUACCCAGAGAGCAGCCCCGACGUGGUGGAGGACCUGUCCCCUUCUAAAACAAGCGAGACGGAGGACAUUUACUACAAGAGCAUGCCUAAUUUAGGGGCCGGACACCAGCUCCAGGCCUAUUACCAGAUAGGCCGAGGGGGCAGUGAUGGUUACAUUAUUCCUAUAAUGAAAGAGGGCUGCAUACCUGAAGGUGAAGUGCGGGAAGGACAGAUGCAGUUAGUGACAAGCCUUUAAAUGUAUUUAAAUCAUCCCCCAAACCUCUUCCUGCACUUCUGCAGCCCUUACCUCUUGGAGAGGACACACCAGGGAAGGGAAGAGAAGGGAGGGGAAGGGAAGGGAAGGGAAGGGAAGAGUUUGUUUUAUGUUUGAAGCGAGCCUAUGAAGCCCCGUCAUUCACGUCAGCCAUUUGCAAACCUCCCCUCCCCCCAUCUGCAUUGCCAUCUCCUUCUACCCAAACGUGCUACUCCUACCUACCACCCUCGCAGACCAACAGACUUGGUGCACAGCGGUGGCAGCGUGAAGUUUUGAUGAGACUGUACAUAAAAUGCAGAGUCUGAUUUCAAUUUAAAGAGACAAGCCAACUAUGUAUUUAAAUGUGCUGCUGCUGUUGAGUAAUUGAGAUGAAAAAAAUUUAAGAUACGAAAAAAUAAAAGACCAAAAAAAAAAUAAAAUAGAAGAAAGAUAAUAACCGGCUACAUCUGAUCAGCAGUUUCCCGGUCAAAAGGUUGUACAUACACUCCCAAACAUCCUCGUUAAAACCUGUUGGUUGUUUUUUUUGGUGUUUUUUUUGUUUUAUUGUAAACAAAACAACACCUCUGGACCAGGACCUGGACAAUAUUUGUGAAAUGUUCCUCAUCAGACUGUGAGAAAAGGAACAUGAGGUCCUGGUUGCCAAGUGUCGUUCACCAUGAAGUUUGGAUUGUAUAACCACUAGCAAUCAAGCCCCUGGCCUUAUAUUUUCUCAACUGUACAUUGAACUGUUGUCAAGGAAAAUGGCUCAAAUAUAUAUUUUGUUGUAUUGCUAGUGUAAAAUAAAAAUUCAUGGGAAAAUCGUAAAUAUGAAGAAAACCUUUUAAUUGCAAAAUUUUACGUUUGAGAGACUAUUGUGUAGAAGUUGCACAUAUGUUAUACAGCGUGUUUAUGGUUCCAACACUUCAUUCAUGGUAGUACGUUUGAACAUUAAAAGCUUAUGAAAAGAAAGGAGGAUUCAACAAAUUUACAAAGAUGCAUUACCACUUUUUUCACUUGUGAGCAGUGUUUUUUGCUUCAUUAGUUCCAUUGAUACCACCCAUUGCAAUAUGUUUAUUCCGCAUUACUUCAGUAGAAUGGGGAUGCAAAACCCCCCGAAAAAGUGAUUUAUGCAUUGCACAGUUUUGUUGUGUAAUUUUGAAAUAGAUCAAUUUGACAGUCGUGGCAGAGUGAUGGGCACGCAGCAACUGAAUUGAAACCAACUUUUGACAAGUUUCUUUCAUAAAUGUAGUUCUUCCGCCUGGUUCUGGACAUUUUAUUUAUUGAAAUCUUUCCAAAAGAAGAGUGGGAUACGUGUGAAAGUUUCCCAGCACUGGUAUACAUGCUGUACUGUAGCUCAUGUUUUUUUAUGUAAACAUGUUACCAAGGGGCUCAUCACUUAAGACUGAUGUAAAGUUCAACACUUGUUUAACAAAUAAAAUAAAUGUGAGAUUUUUUGUCAAAUGCCAGUUGCUUUUUAAUGGUUUCUGUUUUGGUUACUAUUCGAGGAGACAGGCUUGAUUAUUUUUGCUAUGGACAACAUACACUUUUGACUCAGGUUCUAAGUAAGUCCCGAGCACCUUGCAAGUUCAAUUUGGUGAAAUUGUUUUCUUGGGGAUAUAUUAGCUUUUUUUAUUUCUGCUUUUCCUCAAUCGCUGCAGAGUAGAGCUCAUUUCACCAUAUGUGUUAGAGAAGCCAAAUCUUUCCAUGUGAUUCAAAGAUGAGAAACUCAGGUAGGAAAAUUGCAUUGUAAAUGUUCCUCUGUGUGGUUGUAACACUAAUAAAGGUUCAAAAUGACACUGGUU
This is a messenger RNA of Scophthalmus maximus (turbot), 7222 nucleotides long. It is a transcript of the gene adgrl2a, whose product is annotated as adhesion G protein-coupled receptor L2a. Gene Ontology annotation, molecular function: carbohydrate binding; G protein-coupled receptor activity. NCBI's taxonomy places the organism in Eukaryota, Metazoa, Chordata, Actinopteri, Pleuronectiformes, Scophthalmidae. Gene Ontology annotation, biological process: brain development; adenylate cyclase-activating G protein-coupled receptor signaling pathway; cell surface receptor signaling pathway. Bases 918 to 5423 code for a protein of 1501 amino acids. Gene Ontology annotation, cellular component: neuron projection; membrane. The record is from RefSeq and is a predicted model, not a curated record. The transcript is spliced from 24 exons.